This is a messenger RNA of Priapulus caudatus, 1400 nucleotides long. Its product is annotated as carbonyl reductase [NADPH] 1-like. The transcript has 8 exons. The record is from RefSeq and is a predicted model, not a curated record. The coding region runs from base 56 to 880 and encodes 274 amino acids. Gene Ontology annotation, molecular function: oxidoreductase activity, acting on the CH-OH group of donors, NAD or NADP as acceptor. Lineage: Eukaryota; Metazoa; Priapulida; Priapulimorpha; Priapulimorphida; Priapulidae.
AAACAAGACGGCAUGAUUUUACUGCUGAGUGAGAACUUUUCAAUACGAUUGAAAUAUGAAUCGGGUUGCCGUGGUCACAGGUGCUAACAGGGGUAUUGGAUUAGAAAUCGUCAAGUCUUUAUGCAAACAAUUUCAAGGUGAUGUUGUUCUAACAGCUCGUGAUCCAGCCAGGGGACACGAAGCUGUACAACAGUUGGAGCGAGAUGGUUUUCAUGCCAAAUUUCACUUGCUAGAUAUCACUAAUACAAGCCACAUUGAAGGUUUACGCAAGUUUCUGCUUGCAACAUAUGGAGGGCUCGAUGUCUUGGUCAAUAAUGCUGGAAUAAUGUACAUUGGCAAGGAAAAGGAAGAAGUAGCAGCAAUUGUUCAAGCUACAACUACACUACAAGUCAACUUAUUUGGGCACCUGGAAGUGUACAAACACUUGUUUCCUAUUUUUAGACCACAUGCAAGAAUCGUCAAUAUAGCAAGUACUCUUGGUUUGCUAAACUACAACAACAAUGAAGAGGUUAGGGAGAAACUAAUGUCCGGAGAAUUAACCAUGCAAGACAUAGUCAACCUUGCAGAGGAGUAUCUACGUGACGUAGAGCAAGGUUUAGAGGAACAAAAGGACUGGCCAGACGCUUACAGCGUGUCCAAGACUUUAGUUAUGGCUGCAACUCGUGUCCAGGCUCGUGAACUUGCAGAAGAUAGCCAUGAAGAUGUUAUUGUUAACUCUUGCUGCCCAGGCUGGGUAAAAACAAACCUCACAGGAAACCGCGGCGUGAAGAGUCCUGCGCUGGGGGCAGACACACCAGUUUACCUUGCUUUGCUGCCACCAAAUUGUGCAUCUCCAGUUGGUGAGUUUGUGGUUGACAGAAAGAUACGGCGUGUCAGAUAAAUGCAGUUGGAGGUGCUGCUACAAACAGACCAGCGAACUGUGUACAGGCUCAAUUGGAUCAAAAUGAAUCUGUAGUUCACAAAUUAAGGUUAAGACACCGCAGCGACAAUGAUUCAUGAUAUUGUUUGGCAAUGUGUGAGAAAAUGAGAAACAAUGCUUGUAAUGAGCUGCUGCACACGCUGCUAUCGCGUGAUAACAUCUGGCGAUAACCAUAACAACAAAAAUAUUUCAAAUCGUUUAUAAUUUCUAGCGAUAUAGUCAAGCUAAAUUUAAUAAGUAGCCAAUUACAGCCAUAGAUGUUUUUUGACACAUAACAAAAACAUUUCGUAUCGAAAUAAAUGUUCGCCAUUGUGUCGCAAAAACAAAAGCUGAACUUUGCUGCGACCGUGAUGCUAAAUGUUAUGGUUGGUCAUUGUCGCUCAGUACAUUUUGUACAUCAGUGUUAAAUAAGCAUGUACCGUAUAUAUAUACUCGCGUAAUAACCGCAAAUUUGGCCUCAGAUUUUAACCCUGUAUUUGCU